GAGCCUUCUAUACCAAGCCCUUUUUGCGUGGUGGAGCACAUAGAUCGACCUGCCGAGUCGAUUGUUUACUCAGAAUUAACGGAUUCAUCUAGCAAGCGUUUGAAAAUCCAAAGGUUUGAUCGAGAAUUCGUCUUUGUAUAAGAAUGCUUUUGAAGGUGUUUAUCGUUUGCCUGCUGAUCUCGAUGUCGCAAUCCUUUUUUUAUCGACGCGGCAGUCAACGCCAUCGUGGUUCUUCAAUGUAUCCGCGUUACAAAACAGUCACUAUGGAUCCUGAGCCGGAGAGAUUGAAAUAUGACGAACAAGAGAUGACCGAGUAUAUUAUGCAACAAAGAAACGUGUUUCUUCAAUUGGGGAAAAGUAUGAACGCUCAGGCAGCGCCCAUUUGCAGGUGGAACUAUGCAACCCUCACAGACCCUCAGAAGAGGGCUUGCAGUUGUUUUGCUAUUUUUGGCUUCCUAAACGAUGGUAACACAAUUGGUUAUGGAGCACAAGAUGCACUCUCAAAGGGCAUUACAAUAUUCACGACCGUUUGGGGUAUAUUUAGCCAACCGGGUGGACCGAACGCCGCUUGUAACACGCGAGAUCCAAACAGUCCUCGACAGAUGCAAGAUAUAUGUCUCUGUUUGACUGGACAAGCACUGGUCUAGUUAUUUAUUGCUGAUCAUGGGAUAUGGUUUAUUAUACAAAUGCAAUUGAAAUGUUUUACAAUUGAGAUAUAAAUGCAAGAAAACGGCGAUGUUGAAAAAUAUUAAUAAACAAAAAUAAUCUUAUAAAGUAUUAUCAUCUUUCGAGAUGUAUGCAUAUGUUCAAAUAUUUUAUGGUAAAUAUAUCACUAACAUUAGUAA
Dendronephthya gigantea is the source of this 845-nucleotide messenger RNA. RefSeq lists its product as uncharacterized. Bases 144 to 647 code for a protein of 167 amino acids. The record is from RefSeq and is a predicted model, not a curated record. Lineage: Eukaryota; Metazoa; Cnidaria; Anthozoa; Malacalcyonacea; Nephtheidae. The transcript has 6 exons.